Molecule: messenger RNA, 375 nt
Organism: Lachancea dasiensis
Lineage: Eukaryota; Fungi; Ascomycota; Saccharomycetes; Saccharomycetales; Saccharomycetaceae
Source: the annotation of a GenBank genome assembly
AUGUCACACCAUACACCGGUUAAUCCGAAGCCGUUUUUGCGCGAUCUCAUAAGCAAGAAAAUAGUGGUUACUCUAAAGUUCAACAAGACGCAGUACAAGGGCCUACUGGUAUCAACCGACAACUACUUCAACUUACAGCUCUCAGAUGCGGAGGAGUUCAUAGAUUCGCAAUCCAAGGGAAAAAUUGGUGACAUUUUUAUUCGGUGCAAUAAUGUGCUGUGGAUUGGCCAAGACGUCGCCGCCGAGAGCAACGAAGAAGUAAAGGCCACCGAAGAAGUUAAGGGUACUGAAGAUGUGAAGAGCUCAGCGGUCGAAGAAGCAGUGGUUCAAGAGACGGCCCCUGCAGCUGGCGCAGAAGGGACACAAGAGCCAUAA